AUGGAGCAGGAAGAUUUUGUAGCGGAAAGGGAAAGGAUCCAGAAAGCUGCUGAAUUAAACGGGUACGACAAAAAGUUUGUGGAUAAAAUAAUCCGCAAACAUCUCCGCAAAAAACAGCGCCAUGAUACCACUACACUACAGCCUGAAAGAGAAGAAGUACAAAGAAUCAGCCUACCGUUCUACCCGAAAGUAACAAACCACAUUAGAAAGGUACUUAAGCGGCAUGGUUUCCAUGUGGUCCACAAAAGCGGCAAUGCCUUACAGGAACUUUUGAAUAAUCAAAAGGACAAGGUUCCGCCCGACGAACGCUCAGGAAUUUAUGAAAUUCCGUGCCAGGAUUGCCCAGCGGUGUACAUCGGGCAAACGCGGAGGAAAUUCAAAAUUCGCCUAAAAGAACAUAGAAAGGCAGUGGAGAAUGAACGGCCCAACGACUCCAGUGUAGCCAUGCACUCAAUCUGCUCCAAACACAAUAUCAAUUGGGGAAACGCAAAGCUGCUCAAAAACGUGAGAAAGUCUUCUCAUUCGACUGCGUGGGAGUCGAUGUACAUCUGUACGGAGGACCGUCCCCUGAUGAAUGAGGAUGACGCUCUCAUCACCUCACCGCUCUUUCAACUGACGAAGUUGAAACUGUAG
Sabethes cyaneus is the source of this 633-nucleotide messenger RNA. RefSeq lists its product as uncharacterized. The record is from RefSeq and is a predicted model, not a curated record. Bases 1 to 633 code for a protein of 210 amino acids. Lineage: Eukaryota; Metazoa; Arthropoda; Insecta; Diptera; Culicidae. The transcript has a single exon.